ACCGGACAUGACACUGAAAUCCGAUACAGCUCCUGAUGAAUUAGCCUAGCUGCGCUUCGGACCUUGUCGUCGGCUUGUUUUCACUCUCAUAUCCACAGGUGGGUAACAUGCCUUCACGAGUGUUAGCGCGAGCAGCUCGCUGACUGAAAUGUGCGCUCACGCGCCUGUCCUGCGUCGUACUGUCCCGUUCUCAACGCACUGCGUCAUGGCGACAGCGAGGAGAAAGUUACGCAUUUCCUAGUCGGAGUUUAUGGGAGAUAUUACUCCCGACAGACAGCAGACACAUGUUAUGGUGGAUUUCAGUGUUUCACAUGUACCUGAAGCCCUAGUUUCAAAGAGAGGCGGCCCAGUUAAAAUGGAGGAGCUGGCUUUGAUGGCCCUGCUGGAGUGUCCUCUGUGCUACCAGCAGCUGGACGUGUCAGCUAAGGUCCUGCCCUGCCAACACACAUUUUGUAAGUCCUGCCUGCAGAGACAAGAGGCAACCAACUCCCAGCUGCUCUGUCCAGAGUGUCGCACUCCUGUUCCAGCCAGGAAUGUGGAGGAGCUUCCCACAAACCUCCUGCUGGUGCGGCUCCUGGAGGGUCUUCAGGGCUCUCAGGGGCCUGGCACGGAUGGACAGACCGCCCGCUAUGCUGUGCCCUUAUCCAGGGCCGGCUUGACCGUGAGGGAGGGUAAGCAGCAGCAGGAGAGCCAACACAGGGAGAAGCAAGGGCAGAAUGAGCUUGCUCUAAGAGAUCUGAUGCGAAACCAGCGAGCUGAUUUCUCUGGAGAACUGAUCCUUUCACUUGGUAAUGGUAACACCCUGAAACACAAAGCGGAUGAGAACUGGCAGCACCUUGGAAACUUCACAGACAGUAGCAGCGUGUCUGUCAGUGCUGGCGCGCUUCAGGCCAUCAGCCAGAUCCCACAGCUGCAGCCCCUCCAGCAGUCCCCAGCUCCGGCUCUCUGCAGGGCGCUGUUUGACUUUAACCCCGAAGAGAUGAAUCUGGAAGACAGUCAAUAUUGUCUCAGCUUCCUCAAGGGGGACAUCCUAACUGUCAUCGGGCGGGUGGAUGAACACUGGAUUGAAGCCAAGCUAGGGGACAAAGUUGGAAUUUGCCCUUUGCAGUUUACAGAGCCAAUCUCUGUUGCUGCCAAACUGCUGGAAGGAAAGAACCGGAGAGUGAGUGAGUCAGCAGAAUUUCACCAUCGGACUGGGAGCGGGGUUAAAGAAAAGGCCACUGACGUACCUAACAGGACCACCCUUUUUGGAGUCCCUCAAGUCCCAGCAAAGACACCUAACAUCAAUGCUUUGCCACUCUCCAACCAGCGGAAACAGCCUGCAGGAAGCAGCGGCAACUUUUAUCAGUCUAGCAAAGGAGAGGCAACAAAAAUCAGCAACUUCAACAACUUCAACCAUCAGGGUCAGUCGCAGCGUCUCUCUGUGCAUGCUGCCAACCGCGGCCUCUCUCACCCCUCCAGAGGGAUUUCUCAGCGAAUAAGACGCCACUCUGAAACUACACACCGACACCUGUUACAGAGUGAUAAGAAGAUGACAAGUGAGACCCCGCCCACCAUCUCCAUGGCUCUAGUGAACCCCCAAAUGUCCUCUGCCUCUGCAGACAGCAAAAACUCCUCCACACAGCAGCUCUCCAUCAGUGUGUGUGCUGUCCUGUACUCCUACAAACCACGGCGGCCUGAAGAGCUGGAGCUGAGGAAAGGAGAGAUGGUGGGAGUGUACGGAAAGUUCAAAGAAGGCUGGCUGCGUGGGCUAUCGCUCAGAACGGGCAAAGUGGGCAUCCUGCCCAGCAACUACAUCUCGCCUGUGCUCAGAACUUCGGCCAGACUCCUGGAGAACAAAGCAGCUAAUUCGUCCUCGCAGUACAACACAGCAGCUGGAAAGAAACCAACAGCUGCCAAGAAUCCUGCUGUGGUCCUUGCUCUUGAUAGGGUAAACGGUGAUGGAAUGAUACACUCAACAGGGCAGGUCCCAUCUGUGCCAAAUGGAGCACAGCAUGCAAUGUCAUCUACAGGGGCUGGAAAACCAUUUCUGUAUGGGGGCUCACAAGGCUGGGAGACAGUGAGACGCAUCUUUAACCCCCACAGAGGAUCAAACUAUUUCUCCCAAGUGUCCAAUAUGAACGUCCCGUCCAACUCGCAACACUUUGCACAAGUUCAGGCAUCCGGCUACUCACCUGCCCUACAGAGGAAGAAAAACAGUGGGAUCCUAUCCAAAUCCAGCAGACCAUUGGGCUGGAUGACUGAGCCAGCAGCGCCCUCUGCUGCUGCAGGCUUUAAGGACAGAGACUUCACUGCUUCACAUGAGGCAACAUUUCAGCAUGACAGACAGCCGUCCAGUAGGCCUCAAUCGAUACUAGUCAGACCUGACUCACACAAGAACAAUUCAGACAAGCCUGCAAAGUCAGUGCGGUUCCUCACAGAUGAAGACUCCCCUCCCACAAGACCUCGGACUUCUUCCUGGUCGUCAGGAAGUCAAGUUCCCUCCAACAUCCGUCCUGGCCCCCCUCCAUUAGAAGUGUGGGCCCCCUCACUCACCCUGGGAAGAGAUGGACCAGGGAUCAUUCUCAAAGAAGGAAAAAUCCCUAUUCUUAGGAAAGGCCUUGAAGCAACUAUGUCAGAUUUAAACUCUAACCCACAGAAAUCAACACUGUCCCAGCCAUCUCUUCCUGCUGUGUCAGCUCAGUUCAGUCCUAGCAGACACAGAGUGGCCACAACACAUUUAGCCCAGACAGACUCAGAGCUCAGUCUGCUUCAAGGGGAGCUGGUCCUUGUCCACAGACCUCGGCCCGAUGGACGGGUUUUGGUGACUCAGGAGAGCAGUGGGCAGACGGGCUUAUUCCACUGCAGUGUUCUUCAAGCCCUGGAGAGGCUCAGCUGAUUUAAAACUGCUUUAGUACUGUAUAUUUCUAUAUUCCAUGUCUUCAAACUGCCAAAAUGACUUGACUGACCUGCUGAACAACAAGACAUGUGUAGAGGUCCAAAGGUUAAUACUGCCCAAUGACAAUCUUAUGAAGGAUAUGCUUAUUUUUUUCCUGAUUACAUACAGUAUGAGAGCGUGAUAACAUUCUACAGAGAUAUAUUGUGUACUUCCAACAUAUGUGCAUGUUUGUUACACAUGUACGAUAAUAAGAUUUUGCACAAAAACCCACCUAAUGACUGUUCCUUCUUGAAUACCCAUGUUACACGCAAUGGUUAGUGCCUUUGUCAAAACCCACAAAGAAGACCAACUAUAUUUAAAUAUAUUUAGAGAAAUUAUGAAUUUAAAUAUCUGUACUGCUUAUGUGGUAAUAAACUAUACUUCCAGAACAUUGGUCCUUUGGUGUUUUACUUCAGACGUGACCAGUAAUCCUUGAAUGAUAAAAAUAGUAGCUUACUUUUAUGCUACGUCACUGGAGAUUUUUUCUUAAAAACAGAAGCUUAGUGAUUUUAAACUUCAACUUCAAACAAAACUAU
Molecule: messenger RNA, 3453 nt
Organism: Cheilinus undulatus (humphead wrasse)
Lineage: Eukaryota; Metazoa; Chordata; Actinopteri; Labriformes; Labridae
Gene: sh3rf2
Product: SH3 domain containing ring finger 2
Exons: 11
Coding region: 251-2878 (875 amino acids)
Biological process (GO): positive regulation of proteasomal ubiquitin-dependent protein catabolic process; positive regulation of JNK cascade; protein ubiquitination
Molecular function (GO): protein binding; ubiquitin protein ligase activity
Source: RefSeq, a predicted model, not a curated record